This is a messenger RNA of Bursaphelenchus xylophilus (pine wood nematode), 3689 nucleotides long. NCBI's taxonomy places the organism in Eukaryota, Metazoa, Nematoda, Chromadorea, Rhabditida, Aphelenchoididae. The record is from the annotation of a GenBank genome assembly.
AUGCGGAUGCUAAAGAAUAUCAAGAAGAUUCUGCUGUGUGGAGUCUGCUUCAUCGGUGUUACGUACAUUUACACGCAGUUUAGUCCAGGUGGGGAUAAUGUAAUUGAAAUGACGUCAUCCUGAAUUCAAGCUUUGAUAAUUUAUAUUAUUUUAGUUGACUUCAUAAACUCAAAUCAAGUGUUCUCCACAAAUUCCGCCGACUUAAUAACGCAAAUCAUUUUGCAAAAUGAUAACAAUUUCACCGUCGACGACAGCCUUGAUCACGGGAUACCAUUCACACAUCCGAAAAAACAAAAUGAACAGUUUUAUGUCCGAAGUGCGUUCAGGAUAUCUAAUACGACGAUACGAUUAACAAUCUUAAGGAAUUUAUAUAAUCGGUAAGGAUUUUUCUUUUGAAAAAUUAUAUUGUACAUGACACCUGUGGUCAAAAUGAUACGUUUUGUUCAGACGGCUUUUGUAUUACAAAUUUGGAUCAGCUACAGGCUCAGUACAACAAAUAUGUAAUUUGAAGGGCUGUCGUAAUACUUACGCUCCAAAUUGUCGGAUCGUCGGGAUCAUUGGGGUCAUCAAGAUUGAGCCUCGGAUAAAUGAAAGUCAAAGUGAUACAAUUCAAUUAUGGUCCACAAAAGGAGAAGAAAUCACUCUGCCAAUUAUGUCAGUACACAUUAAAAUGUUUUCUGAUUGAGUCGGACAACUUUUCCGACCGCAUUUUACAUCCAUCUUCCCUAUUUCUGAGUCCCACCACGAAAUCGUUUCAUCUAAAAAAUAAGUAUUCUUUUCAGCGAUGUCCGACCGCGAGAACCCGUCCACAAGCUAGCCGUUUGUCUGCAGACCAUCUUCCUUCACGAUGAAACUUCAGUUUUCAUUCAAUUUUUCGAGCAUUGGAUUGCUCAUGGUGCCACAAAAUUCUACAUUUAUCGACAAAACUACGCUCAGCACGUCCAAUACAUAUUAGAUUUCUACAGCUCCCAUCCGGGGCUUGAUGUUGAAUAUGUUGAUUGGUCUGAAUUGCCGAGCAACGACACUCAUAAUCCAAAUGAGCUGUUGUUCAGGUAGGUCAACAUAAUUUUUUCCUUGAUUUUUUUCUUAUGUUUAGGUAUGCUUCAUCAAAGGUUGUAUUUGUUUCUUUUUAGGACUGAGGUGUACAUGGGAGUGUUUGAUUGUCUCCAUCGAGCUCGCUAUACCGCUAAGUAUGUGGCUCAAUUGGAUCUGGAUGAAGUUUUGAUGGUCGGGAAUACAGAUUUGAUCCGUCAUCUGGACACUUUAUACGAGAAACAUCCCAAUUUAGCUACUGUUCAGAUAAAAAGCCGGAAAGCCGAGUUUAUUGUGAGUUUUAUCUUACCCUGCAUAAGUUUAGAUUAUGGGUGACGUAAUGUUGUUUCAGAAUUACGAUUGGCUCUUACUCCGUGAUUUUCGUAAUAUGACGUUUUCUGGGUUCCAUCAACUCUCAGUAGAGACCAAGUUAUUUCCUCCACCCGCCUAUUCCAAGCUUAUUCAUCGGCCAGAGCGGGUGAUCAAUGGGCAUCAUCAUUUGUUCACCGAAGGAGAACUUAUUCCUGGUGGAAGAGGUGUCAAAUACAGAAUGAUGGUCGCCAAUGAGGCUAAUUUACAGAUAAUUCAUCUGCGGUAAGUCUAGAACUUGUUUUUUUCUAGUUUUCCUAGGUCUUUUAUAUUGUACUCAAUAUCAAUCUGCAAAAUUUCGAUUCCAGACGAGAACGAGACAAUUUGUUCAAAACAAAGACGAUGCGAAAAAGUGAAAUCCUCAAACCUCUUGCUCAGAAAUGGGAAGUAUCUUUUAAAAAACAUAUCCAAGAUUACUCAGGCCCUUCCGAGAUCACCCCCAAUUCCAAUAUGAAGAAGGUCGAGAAGUGCAGAAAGAAGUUGAAUGACAACACCAGGGUGAUGUGUGUAUCCGUUUAUUACUGUGCCAAGGAUCUCAUGUUGAAAAAUUUUUACAAAGCUCUCAAUUCGUGGUAUACUUUAUGAACCGGUACUUUUUUUGUCUACUGUAAUAUAAUUGAUCUUGUUCAACACUUAAUAAGUGUUAUGAAAAUACAGUACAGUAUGUGUAAAAUUAGGAGUUUUUUGAUGAAAUAGUAAAUUUUUUGAUUAUCAGAGGUUGGAAUGCUGCUGGUAAAAUACGGCACCGUCUUGUUGGAAUAUUCUAUUUUAUUUGAAACCUAAAAUUAAUAAAACUUUAAUAUUUUUUGAGUGGAAGGUUGGCGAUAAACGUUCUGAGGUAUUUCUCGUACCAGGGGGCGUUCCUUGCAAGGCUUUCUCACAGAGAAAGUCACUUUGUUCAUGAUGAUUUAGACGCUUCUACAAAAAUCGCUUUAAAAGUCGUGGCAAGAUACGUUUUGUUUUGUUUUUAUCGUUUUGUUUCGAUAACCUGUUCUAAAACACGCUUAGUUCACCUUUUCAUGCUUGAAAACACUUCGAAAUGCCCUUCGAAUUCCCCAAGAUUAGCUCUGAAACCUUGACAUUUUACCCUUUUAAACGUGUUUUUCGAAGGUUCUCGUCGAAAAAACCGCUCCGUUAAUGACCCUGAUUCGAAUCCGGUAUCGGUUUAAAAGCGGCGCCGGCUUCCAGUCCGUUCUCAACGUUUAGCAAGCUAGUCAAGUUUGAUAGCAGUCAAGGUAAGUGGAAUGUAAAAAAAUUAUAUGAACUUGAAAAAUUGGUAGUAAAUAGUAAUAUGAAGACAGUAGCUAUCUAAAUGAUCACCAUUUCUAUUUUUUGAACAAAAAUUUUAAUUUCAGAUGAGGUUAUUGAAGGCGUUGGCACCUCUUUUCCUCCUAUUCUCAUCAUCAUUUUGUGCUGUUAAUCGAGAGAGUAAGUCAUCCCAUAAAUUUUUACUUUAUAACUUCGUAUUUUAGACCAUUUCGGAGAACCCUGUGCCCUAUGUGAGUGUUUUAUCGAGUACUCUGACCGUGAUGUGGGAAUGGGAAGGAUGCCUUUUAAGGUGGUCACCAACUCGUAUGACGUCACUGAAGACAAAUGUUUAGCUGGGUGUUUGCAAGAUUCUGUAAGUGGCUCUUAACCCUUUCCGGACGAGUCGGCACCUCCAUGCAAAAAUGAAAGAGGGUACCCUACUGAGUAACGGCAUAAUAGUGGUUCAGCCCAUCGAAGCGUUAUUUGGGACUUAUGACAAAAAAUGUCCUAAAAAGUACCCCCAGUUGACAUAACCCUUAUAAAAUUUUACUAACGACCUGUAAAUUGGAAACUACCCCUAAGUAGUCUAUGACUCCUACUACUGUUACAUCCAAGAACUGUCCAAAUCGGACCACUACAGGAUUAGUUAUCGACUUUUGGAAAUUGAAUUCAAUUUUGAUGAUAUUAUCCAUGCUUUUAGGCUUGUAAAAUGGCUGUCUAUGGAUUUGUUGGUGGCCGCUCGGUCUUUUCCUGCGAAUAUUACGACCUAAUCGACGUCCAGAAGCCCAUUUAUGCCCCGUAUACCAACAUUUAUUUGAAGAGAACCAGCACUUGUCAGAAAGAAAGUAAGCAAAUUUGUUUGUAAAAUACGUUCCACCUUUCUAUAUCCUUUAAAUGAACGUCUUUUAGUGAGCAAAUACCCUCCAGUUCAAAUCGCUCAGAACGACGUCAUUCCACAGAUGAAUGAAGAAGUUAGCGCGAGAAAAUCACGAUUUAUGCGGAUGAACCAGCGAACAAACCCAUUUGCGAUUGGAAAAUAG